AUGACAGAGAAUGGAGCAGAAAUACCUGUAGUUAACCUCACGCUAGAUGCUGAGGAGGAGGAAGAAAACGAAGUAGUUUCUGAGUUGAAGAGACAGGAGACGCCGAAGUUAUUUGUGAAGCGAGAGAUCGAUGAAAUAGAAGCAGAACAUCUGCAGCCUCUGGUGAAACACUUUAAACCAAUGGAGCAGGACUCACAAGUGAUUGUAGUAUCAAGCGAAGAGGAGGCAGACGUCAAACCCGCGGAGGGUGCACAUGUGGCGCUUCAACAUCUACAAGAACGGCUAUUAGUGCUGACUAAAAAACUUCGGGCUAAGAAAAGUAUGACGGAUGUCUUAACAAACAAGCUGGCCAGACGUAAAGAUGCUGAAGAUACUCUUCAGGUUAAGUAUCGUUCGUUACUGAACCUUUAUGGAGAGGAUCCCAAUAUGCCGUCGCAGAGAAAAUUAUUAACUGACCUACGGCAGCAGAUACGCGCGGCAGAGGAGCGGACAGUGGCAACAAGAACAAAACUUCAUUCUGUGAAAAGGGACCAUCAUGACUUAGAGAACGAGAUAAAACAACUGUACGAAAGGAUAAGAGCCAUAUCUAGCCACAACGGCAAAGAAAUGUCACUUCAACUUCAGAGUGUCUCCAAAGAUAUUAUCAAAGAUGUGAGGAAACACAACCUUUUCGUAGAAACUAUCAAUAAAGUUAAAGAACUACUGCGUAACACUUCACGAUCCGAGGAUAAUAAGAUUUAUAUCAAUACACUUUGUGACCGACUACUGGCAUUUGAAUCAGAGAUUUUCUAUGAACAACCCAGUUCGGUUUUCUUGAAGGCAACAAUAUAUCAAAUAUUAACAGAGUUAACAAGUCAAGGUAUAAAGAUGCCUUAUAUCUUCCAACGAUUUCAAGAAUUAAAACUUUAUGAUGAAGAUCUCCCUAAAUCAGAGGAAUCCUUGUCUACCGACUCCAAAUUCAAAAGUCAUAUAGACCAGGUCUUCAGCUUGGCCGACAAGAUCCACAGACCUGAUAAAGAAAAGCAUCAAAUCAAGCACUAUGCUUCCAUCGUUUUGGAUGGCUACCGGAAUCGAUCUCAAUACCCAUUACAACACCCUGGUAAAUACAAUAAAAUAACACAUGCAUUGUUGCGUUUGGUUCAAUUGGGUGUCCGCAUCCCCUUUGUUUUGGAAGAGAUGAAAAAGCUACAUUAUAAUAUAAAUUCUGCGAUUGAUUCUACAAAAGUGUUCCAAGAAAUUCACGCAGUAAAAUCAAGCAUACUGGAAAAAUCACUAAGCAGUGAUAGAGCAUCGAAGCUUUUCAAAGACCUUGACCUUUUAAUUGGUUUCCUUGAAUUCACUUUAGAGGGAGAAGAAGUCUACGAUCCUGAAAUUGUAAAAAAUAUUUUCAAACUGAUGGUGCAUAUUGAAAGGUUGAAUAUUAAUAUACCUUACACCAAGGAAGCAAUGCACAAGUUAGGACUGAAUUGGGAUGACUUCAUUGAUACAGAAUAUUUCCUACAGAGCAUAACAAAAAUGAAAAGAAGACUUCAUGAACUGAAGUCUUCUCGCUCUCCUGCUGAUAUGUCCAGGAUAUUGCAAAGUCUUGAUUGCCUUGUCUUUUUCAUAGAAAAGUAUCAUGAGGAUAAACAGUAUAAAGUGCCCACAAUGCAUUCCAAAGAAAGGGAAGAAGUGUGCCAUUCAGCACAUAUACUUCACUCUUCUGGCAUUUUACUGCUUUACUGCUACGAAUCUUUAACCAAAUUAGGUUUCGACUGGCAGUAUUAUCCCGAGGAAUCGCUAAAAGUUAUUGAACUUGCCAAAGAUAUGCUUCAAAAAGAUUCCUCGAAAACAAUUCAUGAAAAGGCCAAUAUUUUAACUUUGAUACAAACCUUAGAAAAAGGAAUCAUUAGGGCAAUGGAUAUGUCUACAUUUUCUGAGAUGAAAAUUGAAAGUUUUAGGUUAACCCUAUCAACUCUCCAAAGGACUGGCUGCAAAAUGCCGAGUGUCGAAUUAACAUACCAGUCCAUUAUGAAAGGUACAUACUUGAAUUGUCUUCUUAAUGCUGAGCGCCAGGCUGCGCUAGUUGACAACGCAAGAGACUCUCAAUCAUCUACAAGUCACUCUUUGUCAAGCGGAUUGAAAUAUGAAAAGGAUGAUAAAGCUUUAAUUGGAAAUCCACCAUAUGAAUCGAAGAAAUCCACUUCGAAACUCGAAGGCCAUUCACAACUGCUAUCUUUACGAAAGCUUCAGGAUGAAAUAGAAGAGGCAAUAUUAACUUUGUCAACAAACCACUCUCUCGAUAAAAUGGCUCAAGAUACAAUCGUGAGCGCACUUUCGAACAUAUUAAGCCUCCUAAAAAUUUCAGAGGAGUUCAACUCAACCACUGUACCAUCAAUGUGGCGUUCCACCGUGCAGAUGAGCAUUGAUGUGCUGGAUCGCUUUUUAUAUAUUGGCACUAUACCAGGAGUUUUGGAUCGCCUAUUCCAACUGGGGUUUUCUAUUCCCGAGCAAUAUGCCAAUGAUGAUGACCUUGCAGUUAUUGGAGGUAAAACAAUAAAAAAUGAGGAGUUUGUUACUUACGACUCUGAUGAGGAUGAUGACAUAGAUGAGGUUAUAGAGAAUUAUAAAACGAGAAUAGACCAUUCACUACGUAUGACGAAUAUCUAUAACACUGCUGAUGCGUCGUCAUUAAGAGAUUUAUUAGAAGGCUUGAAAGAGAUCGAAACAGAAGUUGAAGGGGAAGAUUUGACGCCAAAUGAACUAACCGUAAACCUAUUAAAGCACCAAAGACAAGGUUUACGAUGGCUAGUGUCAAUGGAAAAAUCCAGCAAAAGGGGUGGUUUAUUGGCUGAUGAUAUGGGUCUUGGUAAAACUGUUCAGAGUCUCGCCUUAUUAAUGGCAAACAAGCCAGAACCGAAGUCAGCGAUUAAAACGACAUUGGUUGUUGCCCCUGUGGCUGUUUUGAGAGUGUGGAAAGACGAAGUCGCUGUCAAAAUAAAGAAGGAUGUUAAUGUUAAGGUGGUGAUAUUCGGAGGUGGUGAAAAUAAUAGCAGCAAAUUCAGAAGUUGGAAAGACUUGGCCGAAUACGACAUAGUGCUAGUGUCUUAUCAGACAUUGGCAAGCGAAUUCAAGAAACAUUGGCCAUUGAGCUGGAAAAAUGGGGAGCAUCAGCCCGAUGUGCAUGCAGUUGACUUAAAGCUCAUGAAUCAAGUCAAGUCAAGCGAUGAAUAUUUCUCUCCCUUCUAUCGUAAUGAUUCUGAAUUUUACAGAGUUAUUCUAGAUGAAGCGCAGAAUAUAAAAAAUAAAAAGACACAAGCAGCCAAAGCCUGUUGUACCAUCUCUUCGACUUUCAGGUGGGCUUUAUCAGGCACACCCAUUCAGAAUAACAUAGGUGAGCUAUACUCUUUAAUCAGGUUUUUGAGGAUACCUCCCUACAACAAAGAGGCCAAGUUCCAUUCUGAUAUUGGUGCAGUUUUGAAUACAAAGAAACCCUAUGAUUACAAUGAUAGCGAGCGGCAACGUGCUAUGAAAAAAGUGCAAGUACUUCUCAGAGCUAUUAUGUUGCGCAGAACUAAAACAUCACAAAUAGAUGGCAAACCUAUACUACAACUUCCUGAAAAACAUCUAAAGGAGUCUGCUAAUAAAUUAGAAGGAGAUGAACUAGAGUUCUAUCAAGCUCUCGAAUCCAAAUCACGAGAUAAAGCUAAGAAAAUGUUGGAAAGUAAGCAAAAGCAAGGGGCAUACUCCAGUAUAUUAACUUUGCUUUUGAGAUUAAGACAAGCUUGCUUGCAUUCCGAACUUGUGAAAAUCGGGGAGUCAAAUGCUAAAAGCUCAAAGAUUAUUAACGGGAAAGAUUUCGAGAAAGAUUGGAGGCCGCUUUAUUUUGUAUCUAAAAGGAUGGGACAGAAUCAGGCCACCUUGAACGCCGUCAACGCAUGUUUAGAUGACAUGACUUGCCCAGUUUGUAUGGAACAAAUGGAUAUUGACUCAAUGUUAGUUUUGAAUUCCUGUGGUCAUUGCUUAUGCGCACAAUGUUUUGAACCGUAUGUUGAUAACGCAAAAUUGGAGCCCACCGCGUCCUUCGGACCGAAAGGUACUAAUUCUGUCAAUAUUCCAUGUCUUGUAUGCAGGAAAAUGAACAAUGACAAAGAAGCAAUCAGUUAUCAACUAUUUGAUCAAGUUAAUAACCUCAACUAUUCUAUUGAUGAUUUGAGGCUAGAAUAUGACAAGAUGGUAGCUGAACAAAAGGCUAGGUUAAAAAAUGGUUACACAAUAGAUUAUAAAAGCCUUAAAGAAUCUAAGAAGGUUGAAAUGUGUCUUGACAUUAUCAAGAAAGUCACAGAUUCUAACACUGAUGAAAAGCUAGUCAUAUUUUCGCAAUUCACUAUGUUCUUUGAAAUUUUAGGACAUUUUAUCAAGAAGAAUCUCGGUCUGAAUUUCUUGAGAUAUGACGGGAGUAUGUCAUCCAGUCAAAGAUCUGCUUGUAUCGAGAGUUUUUACCAGGAUAAUAAUUAUAGAGUGAUGCUAAUUUCUAUGAAAGCAGGUAAUUCGGGGCUUACUCUCACAUGUGCAAACCAUGUCAUCCUAGCAGAUCCGUUUUGGAAUCCGUUUGUUGAAGAACAAGCGAUGGACAGAUGUCACAGAAUCUCACAAGAAAGAGAAGUCUAUGUUCAUCGGUUGCUAAUAAAAAUGUCAGUUGAAGACAGAAUUGUUGAAUUACAAAACAAGAAGAAAACUCUAGUGAACUUAGCCAUGGACCCAACACAAAUCAGAGAGGUAAAUAAAUUAGGAAGAAAAGAACUAGGAUUCUUAUUCGGUUUGAAUUCAUUAGAUUGA
This is a messenger RNA of Kluyveromyces lactis, 4818 nucleotides long. It is a transcript of the gene ULS1, whose product is annotated as translocase ULS1. The coding region runs from base 1 to 4818 and encodes 1605 amino acids. The transcript has a single exon. The record is from RefSeq and is a predicted model, not a curated record. Gene Ontology annotation, cellular component: cytoplasm. Lineage: Eukaryota; Fungi; Ascomycota; Saccharomycetes; Saccharomycetales; Saccharomycetaceae. Gene Ontology annotation, molecular function: ATP binding; ATP-dependent chromatin remodeler activity.